GGUAUGGAACAAAGCGUGCGAAAGGACCGUGGAGGCCUAGGGGGUUUGACAGCUGCGCAGACAGCCCGGGGGCCCUGUGUAUGGCCACGGAGUUACAGUGUCCGGACUCCAUGCCUUGUCACAACCGGCAAGUAAACUCUACUUCUACCCCAAGUCCCGAGCGUCUGCGAGCAGACGCCCCGAUCCUGGAUCAUGCGGAAGAAAAUAACGCUGCUAUGGCUAAGUUGACUCUGCUCCCCGGGCACGCCCAUUCUAGCGUGCUCCCGGAGCGGGACUCUCAGGCCUGCUGUGGCACUAAUCUUCACUCUGAGAACCACAGUGACACUAGUGACAGUGGCAACUACGACGCACCUGUCGGCGACUCCCUGCUAGGGGACUGUGAACUCUCCCGACAGAUCGGGGCACAGCUUAAGCUGCUGCCUAUGAAUGAUCAGAUCCGGGAGCUGCAGACUAUCAUCCGGGACAAGACAGCCAGUAGAGGGGACUUCAUGUUUUCUGCGGAUCGUUUGAUCAGACUUGUUGUAGAAGAGGGACUGAAUCAGCUGCCAUAUAAAGAAUGCAUGGUGACCACGCCGACAGGGCACAAGUAUGAAGGAGUGAAAUUUGAGAAAGGAAAUUGUGGGGUCAGCAUAAUGAGGAGCGGUGAGGCAAUGGAGCAAGGUUUACGAGACUGCUGUCGAUCCAUACGAAUUGGGAAGAUCCUGAUUCAGAGCGAUGAGGAGACACAAAGGGCCAAAGUGUAUUAUGCCAAGUUCCCUCCAGACAUUUAUCGCAGAAAAGUCCUUCUGAUGUAUCCAAUUCUCAGCACUGGAAACACUGUAAUUGAAGCUGUAAAGGUUCUUAUAGAACAUGGAGUUCAACCCAGUGUUAUCAUCCUACUCAGUCUCUUCUCCACUCCCCAUGGUGCCAAAUCAAUCAUUCAAGAAUUUCCAGAGAUCACAAUUUUAACUACUGAAGUUCAUCCUGUUGCACCUACACAUUUUGGACAGAAAUACUUUGGAACAGACUAAGUUGUUAAAGGAAGACGAAAUACUUUGUGUGAUGAUAAUAUGGUUGUGAAUGGAUUUCAUAUUUGUUUUUACUAAUUUGUUUGAGAAAUAAUGGAGAAAAUACAUUAGGAAUACCUUUUUUCUUUUUUGGCUUUUUGAGACAGGGUUUCUCUGUGUAGU
Onychomys torridus (southern grasshopper mouse) is the source of this 1169-nucleotide messenger RNA. RefSeq names its product uracil phosphoribosyltransferase homolog (gene Uprt). The transcript has 8 exons. Bases 81 to 1010 code for a protein of 309 amino acids. The record is from RefSeq and is a predicted model, not a curated record. Lineage: Eukaryota; Metazoa; Chordata; Mammalia; Rodentia; Cricetidae.